UGUGCGUGUGUUUAGGCGCGUAGAGUUUGUUUACAGUUUUCUGAACGGUGUAGUGAUGGUGGUGGCGGUGACGCUGGAAUAGACACUGUGGACCUCUGGGUAUGGACGCUGUGGGCUGCUUGGUCACGGCACGACAGAUAACUGCCCCAUUCCUCGCACUGUGCUUGACCUGUGUGGCUCAAAGGUCGGCCAGGUCGCCUGCGGGAGAGGUCAUACCCUGGUCUACAUCCCCUCGCAGGGCCACGUGUAUGCAUUUGACCAGGGGCUCUCAGGGCAGCCGGGCACCAAGACUCCACACAGCAGGGAAUUACCUCAAGUGGUAGUGUGCCCAUGGCUGUCCCCAGGGGGUGCCAGCCUGCUAGACUAUGCAGAGGAGGACAGCCCCAGUGUGUGUUUGAGGCAGAUCUUCGCUGGGGGGGACGUCAGCAUGGCCACCGUCAGCAGGGAGAGUGGGGGUGCUGAGGACUUUUGCAGCCCUCCCCUACCCCGACCAAAUGCCCUCUCUCUCACAAUUCAAGAACAUAUGAUUAAGAAACUUCUGUCAAUUGAGGAAGAAGACAUGAUUGAUGACGAUUUGUUUACAUUCGUACUGGCAUUCAAAACGUGGCCAAGAGUCUUCCUUCGCAUCCCCCAGCCAGGAUGCCUUAAGCUGUUAUGUCCUUCCCCUGUACAAGGACUUCGCUGACCCUAAACAAACGGCCAAACUCCAAACGCCGUAUGCUGAGGGAGUGUUGAAGCUUGGCAAGGAGAUGGCGGAGGUGUUCAAGAGACCGGCGUGCCCUUGUGGCUUCCCUGCGGCUGUUGUCCCUGGUCCACGGUCUGAACUUCCAAGCCGGCUGCCGAGUGGGGCGGUUGAACUACGACGACUUUUACAUCCCAGAAAUUGCAGAGAAAAUUGAUAUUAGGAAUGAUUACUUGAACGGGAUGAACAGCAGGCUUCACCCGAUGUCCAGGAGGGAGAGUCCAAUCCUGUUCUGUGAGUAUCCAUUCUUGUUCGACCCUCAGGCCAAGACGCUGCUGCUCAGGUGUGACGCCACUCGGCAGGGCAAAUGUUUCCCAGACCACCCGGUCAUACGCACGUUCUGGGAAGUAUUUCACAAACUCUCCCUGGAGCAGAAGAAGUUGUUUUUGAAGUUCCUGACGGGCACUGACAGGGUUCCUAUUCUGGGCAUGAAGGCACUCAAGUUGAUGAUCCAAAGCACAGCAGACGACAGCUUCCUUCCGGUCGCACACACCUGCAUCACCCAACUCAACCUGCCAAAAUACAACACCAAAGAGAAGCUGAAAUACAAACUUCUACAGGCCGUACAGCAGAGUGAAGGGUUCGGCCUGGUGUGAGGGUGUCAGGGGGUGUUGACGGGGUGUGAGGGGGUGUUGAAGGGUGUGAGGGGGUCAGGGGGAGGCUGUGUGAGUUGGAUAAGAGUGACCUUGUGUGUGGGAGGAAGUGCCUGUUAAGAAAAUAGAAUAUAUAGAAAUUAAUAGAAAAUAUAUGUAAUAGUUUACAGAAUUAUUAUUAUUAUUAUUAUUAUUAUUAUUAUUAUCAAAUUGAGUAUAUUUUUUAGUCUUGUUACAAAAAAAAAUGAAUGAAAUAAAGAAAAUGAAAAAG
Messenger RNA from Scylla paramamosain (green mud crab), 1606 nucleotides. Its product is annotated as probable E3 ubiquitin-protein ligase HERC4. The coding region runs from base 925 to 1338 and encodes 137 amino acids. Gene Ontology annotation, biological process: protein polyubiquitination. The transcript is spliced from 9 exons. Gene Ontology annotation, molecular function: ubiquitin protein ligase activity. NCBI's taxonomy places the organism in Eukaryota, Metazoa, Arthropoda, Malacostraca, Decapoda, Portunidae. The record is from RefSeq and is a predicted model, not a curated record.